AUGCCCCCCACCCAGCCCGACAGGGCCAUCGAUCGCGAAGAGCGCGAGGGUCUGCGCGCCAUUCGCAUCUUUCUCAAGGCCCGGACCAGUUACGAUGUCCUCCCGCUUAGUUUCCGCCUCAUAAUCUUCGAUACCUCCUUGUCCGUCAAGGAGUCUCUAAAUAUCCUCAUCCAGAAUGGCAUCGUCUCCGCGCCGUUAUGGGACUCCAAGUCCUCCACCUUCGCCGGUCUGCUGACCACCUCCGACUACAUCAAUGUCAUUCAGUACUACUUCCAGAACCCUGCCGCCCUGGAUCAGAUCGAUCAGUUCCGAUUGGAUAGUCUCCGAGAGGUCGAAAAAGCGCUAGGCGUCGCGCCUCCAGAGACCAUCUCCAUCGAUCCCGAACGCCCCCUGUAUGAGGCCUGUCGCCGCAUGCUGCAGUCCCGCGCCCGUCGCAUUCCCCUCGUCACCAACGACAGCCAGACCGAUCGAUCCCACGUCCUCAGCGUCGUCACCCAGUACCGCAUCCUCAAGUUUGUCGCCGUCAAUGUCAGCGACACGCAGCGGUUGCGCAAAUCGUUGGGGGAGAUCCUCCUGGGCACCUACGACAACGUGGCCACCGCCUCCAUGGAUACCCCAGUCAUCGACGUGAUUCAUAUCUUUGUGGAACGAAGCAUAUCCAGCGUGCCGAUCCUGAAUUCCGAAGGUGUUCUCUACAAUGUUUUUGAAGCGGUCGACGUGGUGACCCUGAUCAAAGGUGGGGUGUACGAUGAUCUGAGUCUUACGGUGGGCGAAGCGCUGAAAAAGCGAUCUCCGGACUUCCCCGGAAUCUACACAUGCUCGUUGAAUGAUGGGCUGGACACCAUCUUCGACACCAUCCGCAAAUCCCGCGUGCACCGACUGGUCGUGGUAGACGACAACUUCCGGCUGAAGGGCGUCCUCACUCUCAGCGACAUCCUGGAAUACAUUCUCCUCGAGGGUGAAAGUGACGAGUCAUGGCGGCCUCAUUAAAGAAAGCUCAGGCGUACAAAUUGCAUGGGAAUGGCGUUCUUCGAGUAGCUUCCAGUCUCUGGCUGGCAGCGGACUAUGUGUUCCACAGCGGGUUAUUGUGAAUUGAAAAGAUAAGCAAAGAAGGCAUGGUACGGUACGGUUGAUCUACCGGAUGGGGACCGCACCGAUCAUGACCUAGCAUUGGCGUUUGGCUUGAAAUAGAC
Messenger RNA from Aspergillus campestris IBT 28561, 1193 nucleotides. RefSeq names its product AMP-activated serine/threonine-protein kinase regulatory subunit SNF4 (gene snf4). Lineage: Eukaryota; Fungi; Ascomycota; Eurotiomycetes; Eurotiales; Aspergillaceae. The transcript is spliced from 6 exons. Bases 1 to 990 code for a protein of 329 amino acids. The record is from RefSeq and is a predicted model, not a curated record.